UCAUUUUCCCGGAAGGGAACCAAAAUAACAGCAGGGGAGUUGGAUCUCACCACAUGCAUCAGCUGGUAGUUCAGCUUAUAUCUAUAGCUGAGGUUUAAUCUUCGGGUCAUAGGAUGUCUUUUCCCUCGUCGUUUCCUGCGCAGGUCGCAGCCAUCAUGGACGUCUUGGCGAAGGCGGCGGUGGCAGAAAUCACGAAGCUGGUGGAAGACGGGAGUCUGGUCCUGCGCCUGGAGCUGAGUCGGAGGGAAGAUGAGAAUCAGGAGCUCCGAGCAAGUUUGAAGCUGAUAGAGGCUGAGCUCAAGAAAGCUCAAGAAGCUGCCGCUAGCACAGCUACAGAAGCCAAACAUACGCAGACUACAGCCGAGGAACUGGUGCUCCGAACGGACAAAAAGGAAGCUCAGGACAUGGUUGCAGUGUCUCUUCAACCAAAAACUGCCCAAAAUGUGACAGAAGAGAGCCAAAACAUCUGGCCAGUGGUGAAGCACGAGCCAGAGGAUGAACCUGCUAACAUCGAAACAGAAGACAACACGGCGAGAACAGGUGUUUGCUUCAAGGCAGAGCAGGAUGACUUGAUGUGGCCUGCUUGUAGCAUGUUUGAGAGUAACCCUGUGGCGUUGCAGCAGCACAUGCAGAUCCUCCCCUCUGACGCUGAUCAGUAUUCUCCUCAGAGCAACACAGAAAGUUCCUAUAAUUCUUUACUGUCUACCACAGAGGAAACUGCAGGCGCGCCAGUGAGAGCGGAGGUAGAGACGCACCCCGCGUGUAUGGGAGGCAUCGCUUUAGAGUCUGUUCAUAAUAAAGAGUUCAGAUGUAUUUCACCCCCUGCAGGCAGUCAGGGUGACUGCUUGCGAGCUGAGCCGUUACUCCCUCUGCCUCACGUGGAAACAGCCGCAGCAAUCUCAGCAAGUUCAAAUGCUGACGCUCCUAACCAGAGUAGAGAUGUCUUUAAAGCCAAAAGGGUGAUGAAGGUGUGCAGACCUAAUCAGAAAGUCUACGUCUGCUCUUUGUGCAACAAGAGUUUCUCGUGCCUGUUUCAAUUGGAGAAACACGUAGCCACCCACCAACCCUCCAAACGCUUCAGGUGCCUCGAGUGUGGGAAAUCUUUCACCCAGAAGACCCGGCUGAGGACGCACCAAAGCGUGCACACCGGGGAGAGGCCGUUUAGUUGCAAAAUCUGCGGUAAGAUGUUUUCGAGGCAGGACAACUGCCUCAGACACGAGCGGUUCCACAGCGGGCUGGAGCCGUACAGCUGCAGGCAGUGCGGUAAAAGCUUCACGGCGCUUGGUAACCUCAAAAUACAUGAAGAGAUCCACCUGCAAGGAAGAUAUUUUAUUGGACGUGGGACCCACCGAGCCGCUUCUCUGGCUUUAAAGUUCAGCCCUCCUUCACUCCUUGGUCGGUUCACGAUAAUGUUGAGCAGCGUUGCUCUGCGCUCCCAGAUCGCCUCCGUGAUUGAUGCCUUGUCCAAAGCAGCCGUGGCAGAAAUCGCCAAAGUUGUGGAGGAUGGCAUGGUGGUGCUGCGGCUGGAAAUGUGCCAGCGUGAAAACGAGAUCAAGAAGCUGAAGAGCAACAUCGAGCUCCUGCACGGCGAGCUGAGAGUAACCCAGCAGGCGGUGACCCUGAGACCCGACCACCACGGGAGAGAUGAAAGCCAGGGUGGUGCUGGUGAUGUGAAGAACUCUCUUGAAAAUGUGCAUGCUGAUGAUGGACCCGCCACUCUGUCUGUACCUGAAGUGAAGGUCAAAUGUGAACCUGUGGAGGAGGAAAAUCAACAGGCCAGCAGACAGUCCGACAAACCAGGAGAAGAGCUGCCUCUGUAUGAAAGUGGACAGUGGAGAUCGACGACACAAAAUGAGACUGGACAUAACAGCUCUCAUUAUUUACGUUUAGGACAGAACUCCCUGUCGUGUCUUCCCGAAUCGUCUUUGGACAGUGGGCUGGUCGUGUCCUGCAGCAGCUCUGGUGGAUUUCAGCAGAACCACUUUGGUCGUGGGUUACUGGGUUAUAGUCUGUACCGCAAUGCGUACAACACGGCACGGAGGAGGACGGUAAAGAGGCUGAUGUUUAAGAAAGGCUUUAUCUGUCCGUACUGCGGCAAAUGUUUCGAGCGCGCGGGGCAUCUCGAGCGGCAUAAAAGGAUUCACACUGGUGAGAAGCCAUACCGCUGCGAGAUAUGUGGGAGGCGGUUCAAUCAGAAAUGCAGCCUCAAGGAGCACACAAAGAUUCACAGAAGAUGUAUUCAGUCAGGACCUGUUGAGAUCCAAGUGGCUGAGCAGAAACUGAUUCCUGAGGUGAAUCCACCUAUUGAUGCGCAUCGCCCUGAAGAAGCGAUCGUUGAAGAUGCUCUACCUAAGAGUGAGGACAUUCUGCCAACACCUGUACAGGUUAAAUCUGAGCCUGCAGAGAAGACUAUCACACCACCACCGCUCUUUCACGGGGGAAACGAGCAGACAAGAGAAGGAGUUGAAACCCUCGGCGACACCUUCGCAGCGUUUGAGAGAGACAGCCAGCAGUGGAUGCCCAGACUACAAAACAACCCUGAGAUGGGCAGUACAGAAUUUCUUAGCAGCUCGGAGCAAAACAUGCCAUCGUUCCCCGGGAUGGCUCAGUUACUCUCUCCACCAGCUGAAGCUUCUUGUAGCACCUUCUCUUUCCCAGGAAAACCGUACGGCGAACUCAAAAACAGCAUGAUCUCCCAAACGCCCUUUGGAUCCUCAGACCCUCUUAUGAUCUCACAAGAAGGAGGCUUGCACGGUAUGACAGAGACCUUGAUGAAUCAUGUGCAUCAGAGGAGAAGCAGAUCUUUUCAGGUAAUCAAACCAAAGAAGUGCUUCAUCUGCUCGUACUGCGGCAAGAUCUUCGAGCGAGCCGGACACCUUGAAAGGCAUUUGCGAAUUCAUACCGGCGAGAAGCCGUACGGCUGCCACAUCUGUGGGAGGUGCUUCAAUCAGAAGAGUAGCCUCAAAGGCCACAUGAAGACACACAGAAAUGGAGAAAACCCAGAUGUGCUGGAGCCCCAGCACAUGAUGUUUACACUUCCUGAUAACCAACUGUUGCAGAACUUGGCAGAAUCUAAGAAUGGACUACCACCUUUUGAGGAACCCUUACCAGGCCCCACAUACGGUGAGACGGCCAUGGAGGAAACUGUUAUGGUAAAGCUGGAGCCUAAUGGAGAGAAUUUUCAGGCUGUAGGUCAGGUAGGCACUGAUAAUGGCACGGCAGCACCAGAUCAAAGUCAGCUGUGGACGUCUGGGCUUGAGAAGAGCAGCGAUGCCCCUGAACAAACUGUCUGUGUACUUCUACAAGAUGUCAAGUAUCACCUCAGUCCUGCUGCCGGAGCCGCGAGUGAGCAGCAGGGAUAUACGUCGCCGAUCAAGGAUCUGCCUUUUCUAGACAAAGAAAAUGAAGAAAUGAUGCUCAGUGACCAGUAUUCUGUCUUAGGCAUGCAACCCAGCAGCUCUGAUAUAACUCUCACACCUGAGCCACACAAUCAGCAUAUCAUACACAAGGUGGCUGUGAGUGAUUACAACACAGCGAAUGACCGGACUCCUGAAGUGAGUGUUUUUGGAUUUAACAUGAACUCGUCAACUGACCGUGAGGGAAACUGCGGCGAGGAGUCUGCCACGCAAAACUGCUUCAUAUGCUCGAACUGUGGCCAAAGCUUUGAUAGCUUCGAUAUAUUUCAGAGACACCAGUGUGAGAAAAUGACAGAGCAGCCUUUCAGUUGUGAGAUCUGUGGAAAGAGUUUUAACCAGAUGAGCAUCCUGAAACUGCAUCUUAAACUGCAUGUGGACUGAAAUAUACAAAAAUAUGUAAGCAUAGCACACAAGUACAGUUAUUUAUAUAAACACUUGUAGUAAAACUCUCAAAGGCUGAAUCUGAAGAACAAAAUCUUGAGGUAGUUUUUUUUUUUUUUUUUUUUUUU
This is a messenger RNA of Haplochromis burtoni (Burton's mouthbrooder), 3925 nucleotides long. RefSeq names its product zinc finger protein 107. The record is from RefSeq and is a predicted model, not a curated record. Lineage: Eukaryota; Metazoa; Chordata; Actinopteri; Cichliformes; Cichlidae. Bases 114 to 3797 code for a protein of 1227 amino acids. The transcript has 7 exons. Gene Ontology annotation, biological process: regulation of DNA-templated transcription. Gene Ontology annotation, molecular function: DNA-binding transcription factor activity, RNA polymerase II-specific; RNA polymerase II cis-regulatory region sequence-specific DNA binding.